CACUGUGCAAGAUUAUGUGACUGUGUUACAUUCGUGUUUUCCGAUUUGGUGCUGUGCACACGUGUAAUGGUUGAUCCGUUUAAAGUCUUUUGGGUGUUAACCAACAGCACUUACUUAGUGACCAAGUUCAUACGUAUUGGCAUCGCCGACAAGAAUGACAACCCGCCUUAUUUCGAUAAGGCCCUCUACGAGGCGGAGGUCGACGAAAAUGAAGAUAUCCAGCAUACUGUGCUUACUGUCACCGCCAAAGAUCAGGACGAAUCUUCGCGUAUUCGAUACGAGAUCACAAGCGGUAACAUAGGUGGCGCUUUUGCUGUAAAGAAUAUGACUGGGGCCAUUUACGUUGCUGGAGCGUUAGACUAUGAAACCAGGAAACGGUACGAGUUGAGACUGGCAGCAUCAGAUAAUCUAAAGGAAAACUACACGACGGUCGUGAUCCACGUGAAAGACGUCAAUGAUAAUCCUCCAGUGUUCGAGAGACCCACAUAUCGGACUCAGAUAACAGAAGAAGAUGAUCGUAAUCUUCCGAAAUCGGUUUUGAGGGUGACAGCGACCGAUGGCGACAAAGACAGACCACAGAAUAUUGUCUACUUCUUGACCGGUCAAGGAAUUGAUCCGGAUAACCCUGCGAAUAGCAAAUUUGACAUCAACCGAACCACCGGUGAAAUAUUCGUCUUGAAGCCUCUGGACAGGGAUCAACCUAACGGUCGACCACAAUGGCGGUUCACAGUGUUCGCCCAGGAUGAGGGCGGAGAAGGUCUGGUAGGAUACGCCGAUGUUCAAGUAAAUCUCAAAGACAUCAACGACAAUGCUCCCAUAUUUCCGCAAGGCGUUUACUUCGGCAAUGUCACUGAGAACGGUACUGCCGGUAUGGUUGUGAUGACGAUGACCGCCGUAGAUUACGAUGAUCCUUCGGAAGGUACCAAUGCGCGUCUAGUGUACUCGAUCGAAAAGAACGUGAUCGAAGAGGAAACUGGUUCGCCGAUAUUCGAAAUCGAAUCGGAAACGGGCGUGAUUAAAACCGCGGUGUGUUGUCUCGAUCGCGAACGAACUCCCGAUUAUUCUAUCCAAGUGGUCGCAAUGGACGGUGGUGGUUUAAAGGGCACAGGAACGGCCAGUAUCAGAGUGAAAGACAUAAACGAUAUGCCGCCGCAGUUUACCAAAGAUGAAUGGUUCACGGAAGUGGACGAAACUGACGGGUCCACGUUACCGGAAAUGCCCAUAUUGACGGUAACGGUUCACGACGAAGACGAAACUAACAAGUUCCAGUAUAAAGUGAUCGAGAAUAGUGGCUAUGGCGCCGAUAAGUUCACGAUGGUACGAAAUAAUGACGGCACGGGAUCGUUGAAAAUCGUCCAGCCGUUGGACUUCGAGGAUCUCCUGCAAAGCAACGGAUUUAGAUUUAGAAUCCAGGUGAACGACAAAGGUGAAGACAACGACAACGACAAAUAUCACGUCGCCUAUUCGUGGGUGGUCGUGAAACUCCGCGACAUUAACGACAAUAAACCUCUGUUCGAGAGGCCCAACAUCGAAGUAUCAGUGCCUGAAAACGCGGAAGUUGGCAAAAGUUUGGAAACUUUCAAAGCGGCCGACCCGGAUCAAGGGGGCAAAAGCAAAGUUUCUUACGCAAUAGACAGAAGCUCCGAUCGCAAACGACAAUUCUCGAUAAACCAAGAGGGUACGGUAAGCAUCCAACGGUCUUUAGACCGCGAAGACACGCCCAGACAUCAAGUGAAAAUUCUCGCAAUCGACGACGGUAUCCCACCGAAAACCGCGACCGCCACUUUGACCGUUAUCGUGCAGGAUAUCAACGAUAACGCGCCAACUUUCUUGAAAGAUUAUCGACCCGUCAUUACCGAGCACGUAGCACCGAAAAAAGUCGUCGAAAUUCUGGCCACCGACGAUGACGAUCGUUCCAAAAGUAACGGACCUCCGUUCCAGUUUAGGCUGGACCCUAGCGCCAGUGAUUUGGUCCGGGCCAGUUUUAAAGUCGAACAGGAUCAGAAGGGGGCAAAUGGCGAUGGAAUGGCCAUCGUUACGUCGCUUAGAAGUUUCGAUAGAGAGCAGCAGAAGGAAUUCCACAUCCCGAUCGUGAUUAAAGAUCACGGCAAUCCGGCCAUGACCGGUACCAGCACUUUGACCGUUGUGGUUGGAGACGUGAACGACAACAAAAUGCAACCGGGGGCAAAGAACAUAUUCGUUUAUAAUUAUCAAGGUCAAGCUCCGGAAACGGAGAUCGGUAGGGUCUAUGUGUACGAUCUGGACGAUUGGGACUUACCAGACAAAAAGUUCUAUUGGGAAAACAUCGAACAUCCUCGAUUCAAGCUAAACGAAGACACCGGAAUGAUUUCAAUGAGGCACGGCACCAGAGACGGGAUCUACCACCUACGUUUCAAGGUUUACGAUAGGAAACACACGCAGACGGAUGUCCCAGCUAACGUUACCGUUACCGUGAAAGAAAUUCCACACGAAGCUGUUGUCAAUUCAGGAUCGGUAAGGAUCGCAGGCAUCACCGACGAACAGUUCAUCAGGGUGUGGGACUACAAACAACACGAUUUACCUAAGAGUAUGGCUGAAAAGUUCCGUGAUAAAAUCGCAGAUUUGCUGAACAUAGACAGGGAGAACGUGGACGUCUUCAGUGUUCAGCUCAGGAGAAAACAUCCACCAGUGACCGACGUCAGAUUUUCGGCUCACGGCGGGUCACCGUACUACAAACCAGUGAGGCUCAACGGGAUGGUACUGAUGCACAGAGAAGAAAUCGAACGAGCCGUCGGCAUCAACAUCACUAUGGUCGGAAUUGACGAGUGCCUAUAUGAGAACCAAAUGUGCGAAGGCUCUUGUACCAACACCCUUGAUAUAAGUGCCUUGCCUUAUAUGGUGAAUGCAAACAAAACGGCAUUGGUGGGAGUCAGAGUCGACGUACUAGCCGAGUGCACGUGUGGCGCCAGGAAUUUCUCCAAAGAGGAGAAUUGUCGGAACACCCCGUGCUACAAUGGCGGGCGUUGCAUCGAAACGCGCUACUCGUUGUCCUGUUCGUGUCCGGCGGGAUAUAACGGGCCGAGGUGUCAGCAAACGUCCCGCAGUUUCAGGGGAAAUGGAUGGGCCUGGUAUCCGGCAUUGGAAAUGUGCGACAAGUCGCAUUUGCACUUUGAAUUCGUGACGCGCAAACCGGACGGCCUGUUGAUUUACAACGGCCCUAUCGUACCUCCCGAAAAAGACGAAAUCAUGGUGUCCGAUUAUAUAGCGGUCGAGCUAGAGAGGGGCUACCCCAGAUUACUUUUGGAUUUUGGAUCGGGCACGCUCGAGUUGAGGGUGAAGACCAAGAAAACCUUGGACGAUGGAGAGUGGCACAGGUUGGAUGUAUUCUGGGACACCGAAAAUGUCCGCAUGGUGGUAGACUACUGCAAGUCGGCUGAAGUAUCAGAGCUGGAAGACGGAACUCCUCCCGAAUUCGACGACAGUAGCUGCCAAGCCCAAGGCACGAUACCACCUUUCAACGAAUACCUAAACGUGAACGCACCAUUACAACUGGGCGGGCUAUACGUGGAGCAGUUCGAUCCCACCCAUUACCACUGGCAAUACAUGCCCGUAGGUAAAUCGUUCGACGGUUGUAUCCGAAACCUCUUCCACAACUCGAAACUAUACGAUUUGGCCCAUCCGGGCCUAUCGAGGCACAGCGUCGCGGGCUGCCCCCAAACUGAAGAGGUUUGCGGCCGAUCAGAGUCGACGUCCAGGUGUUGGGAACAUGGAACCUGCGUCGGUAGCAUGAACGAAGCUAAAUGCCAGUGCCGGCCCGGAUGGACCGGACCUUCUUGCUCAGUACCGACCAUUCCUACAAGCUUCAAACCCCAGUCGUACGUCAAAUACGCUUUAAGCUUCGAGCCUGAUCGGUUCUCGACCCAAGUCCAGUUACGAUUCCGCACGCGAGAAGAACACGGUGAACUGUUUCGCGUCUCAGACCAGCACAACCGCGAAUACGGCAUUCUAGAGAUCAAAGACUCGCGACUCUAUUUCCGGUAUAAUCUUAAUUCAUUACGGACAGAAGAGAAAGACAUUUGGUUAAGUGCGGUGCCGGUAGACGACGGCCAGUGGCACGUCGCGCGGGUUAGCCGAUACGGAUCGGCGGCCACGCUCGAAUUAGACGGUGGCGAGGGUAGACGAUACAACGAAACAUUCGACUUUGUCGGCCACCAAUGGCUGCUGGUGGAUAAACAAGAGGGGGUGUACGCUGGAGGCAAAGCCGAAUACACUGGCGUUAGGACGUUUGAGGUGUACGCCGAUUAUCAGAAAGGUUGUCUAGACGACAUAAGAUUAGAAGGCAAGCAUCUUCCAUUACCACCUGCCAUGAACGGAACCCAAUGGGGCCAAGCCACGAUGGCCCGAAAUCUCGAAAGGAACUGCCCUUCAAACAAGCCUUGCGCGAACGUCCUCUGCCCGGAACCUUUCGAGUGCGUCGACUUGUGGAACGACUAUGAAUGCACCUGCGGAGAGGGGCGAGUUAUGUCGCCGGACAGCAAAGAUUGCACGGACAAGGACGAAUGCUUAGACUUGCCCUGUCUGCACGGAGGGACCUGUAUCAAUUUGGAGCCCGAUCUGCGGUACCGCUGCGAGUGUCCCGAUGGUUUCUGGGGCGAAAACUGUGAAUUAGUCCAAGAGGGUCAAACGCUCAAACUUAGCAUGGGCGCGUUGGCGGCAAUUUUGGUGUGCCUGCUCAUCAUUUUAAUUCUAGUAUUAGUGUUCGUGGUAUAUAACCGAAGGCGUGAAGCCCACAUCAAAUACCCGGGCCCAGACGACGAUGUCCGGGAAAAUAUUAUCAACUACGACGACGAGGGAGGCGGCGAGGACGACAUGACAGCAUUCGACAUUACACCCUUGCAGAUUCCCAUUAACGGACCCCAUCCGGAGAUUGAUCCGAACAAAAUUGGAUUUACAAUGUUGGGCAUUGGACAAGAACCCAAUGUGGGAACUUUUAUCGAAGAGCAUAAGAAACGCGCGGAUAAUGAUCCAAACGCGCCACCUUUUGACGAUCUGAGAAAUUACGCGUACGAGGGCGGCGGCAGCACAGCCGGUUCGCUCAGCUCCUUAGCUUCCGGUACCGAUGACGAAGAACAAAACUACGGAUACUUGGACGCUUGGGGCCCUCGAUUUGACAAACUAAGCGACAUGUACACCGGUCCGGCCCUAGAAACCGAACUCGAAGAGGAAUAAAUAGUUAACAACAAUCGAACGAUAAAGUAGGGCGUUAUUCGCGGUCCCCCAGAAAAUAACUGCGAAAAUGCCGCACACGUAUCGGCGGCGCCACAUUCCUCCCGGGCGACGUCAAGCUUUUUGUCAAAUUGUGUGUCCGAUAAGACUGUUUCCGCAGUUACCCGCUGCAUUAUUCAUAAUGUAACGUAAGAGAAUUAUUUGUAGAGAAUUUAAUCCGACUGGACGAGUUUGUGGAAAACGUCACAUAUUGCGAGAGCGUGUGCCGAUGAACGUCUUGCAACAAAAAGUCAAUUACGAUUAAUAUUAACCUCUAAGCUAAGUCAUAUACCAAACACCUAGUAGGAUGCAUGAUGAUAGCAGGCAUCAAUGGUACUUAUAAUUUUUCUACAAUACGUUAGAAUUGGUCAAUUUCGAUAAUUUUGUAGCUAUAUAAUAAUAAAAGCUGCUUCAAAUUCUCAACGCAUUAUAUAUAAAACCAUAAUAGGUUUCUAAAUUCGGCUCAAAACUAUCCUGAUUCUUGUGCCUUGUUUUUGUAUUGAAUAAAGCGCUAGCGAGAGUUUUUAUUUGUUUACUACUUUAAUUUGGACAAUAAUUUUCAGUUACCAAUUAAACAAAGCAAACAGUUAAUAAAAAAAUUAAUAAACCAACUUGUUAAUUUUGGAAAGUGCUCUCCUCAAACUUGUAGCAUGAGCAUUAAGAUAUCUUUGUUAAUAUUUUAAGCUGAUAAUUUUUGGUGCAGCUGGGUGUCGGUAGCAGUUGAUAUCAAGCUUUAAAAUUGAUAGUUUGUCAAUACUACGGAAAUACUACUCUCCGUAUUAUCUAAUAUGUUGGUUGUUUGGUGUAAUGUGUCAAAAAUGGUUGUCGUCAUCAGUUUUAAAAUUUCCUGUGUAGUUAAGUUAAGAAAAUUAUCGCUGGUACCUAAUUUUUGAUAUCGGGGUAAACCAGAUUUCCGUCAAUAAUGUUGGGCGUUUUAUAUAUAAGAUUAACAAAUGGUAGUUGACAAAAUUUUUUUGGUCGUUGCCUUUCAAAAACCCUCGUGUGGGCGUCAACACGUCAUGGUUUAAUACACUUUUUGACACUAGCUUAUACGGUAUAGGUUAUAGUUAACUUUGCGCUCGGAGCUAACCCGUCGCGUUGUAUUAAACCGGUUCUUAAUCGAAGUUAUAGUGAUAUAUUGCCGAAUGUUUUAUCUAGAACUAAAUACCCUUAUCCUUUUUGACGCAACAGCUCUUAUUAGUCUCGCUGCCUCGUCGUUCUCCCGACACAUGAGUAUCGUGAAUGAUAUUAAUAGCAAAUUUAAGACUUUUUUUGGAAGAAGUUCUUCGACAACGCGUCCUUUAAUUCUUAGUUCUUUUACCUCACUGCCACACUGUUUGUGUACAAUACCAUUAUUUACCAAAGAUUUCUAUUUCGUAGGUUUACUAUGGGUUGUUUUAAUCAAUAUGUGGCUUCAAAUAGCAAAUUUUAAUGUUGUCUCUAAUGUAUGAAAUUAAAUGUCGAAAAGAAUAAAAACGCGUUUCUACUUAAAUACUUAAAUUCCUAAAGCAAUAGUUGCCAUUCGGCAAAACAUACUUUCGUUCGGGUAUUAUAAUUUAUAUUAUAUCGAAAACCAAUAUUUUCCUGGUAUCUCUAUUAAGCACACAACGAAUAACUUUGUUAAAUUGAUUUCACUUUUAAAAAUAUGUACAUUGAAAGAGAUUUAGGUUAGGAAAUAGAUACCUCAUAUUUACACUUUUUAAACUGUAUUGUUUGUUCUCGACACUCCAUAGGCAAAACAUAUUUGCCUACAUUGUACAUUGUAAAUAAAUUGAAUCCUUCUGGUAUAUUUUCAAUAAAUGCAAUUUUACAACAAUAGGUUGCCAAGUUUCCAAAAGGGUGAUACUUCAUUUACACAAUACACAGUAAUCAUUUAAACUUUGCUGCAAUAUUUUAUAAUAUUUGCUAUGAGUUAGUAAAACUAAGGUUAAAGCAACCCAUUUCUUGGUAUGUGGAGUUUUCCAAACGAAAUAAUUGUUAAACGUAUCAUAUUUUAUUUGUAAAGCACAUUACUAAUAAGACUAAUAAAGAAAUACAACUUUCUAAGACCGUAUUUCCUACCUAAUUUGUAGGUCAAGUCACUAAUUAUGUUUUAGAUGAAAUUAUAAUAUGAUAAUACAGGUUAAUUAGAACUUAGGUUUCACUGUGAAUGGCUGUUAAGUAUGCAGUACUUCGUGUAUAUAAAGAGCAUCCAAUCACGCGUUUUUUUUUUUUUUUCAUAUUUAAUUAGACGCUAAGUUAACUUUUAGGUUAAGUUAAAGGAAAAGACGUUCGAUACUCAUACGUUGUGUUAUUAAUUUUAAUACUUAAUCGAAAGGGUAGUAUUUAGUUUUUGAUAUCGCUGAAAAAUUGUAAUGUACUCUUUUAGCACCGAAUCAUAAAUAAUCAGACACUGUCCGUUUUAAAAACAAAGUAAAUUCAUACCCUUCACACUGGAAGGGCAUCAAUCUACCUAUAGGAAAUAUUUAGAGAAUGUACACGAAUAAUAUCUUCAACUCAUUUAAAUGUAAGCAAUUGAUUUUGUAGGUAUGUAUAUAGCGCAGUGUAUGUAAGGUGAACGGAUGGAUGAUCAUAUGAUCGGAGCGCAAGUUGUGCCAAUAUUAACUUAAUAAAUGUAAUUAAAACCCAGAAUGCUGUGUAUUAACUAUCAAAUUAUGUGUUUGCACCAAAUGUCUCGUUAUAAUUUAAUACUGUAUACUCGUUACAUUACAAAAUAAUGAUCUUAUGAUUUAGCACCUCUUUAUCAUCAAUAUUGUAUCAUUUUGUUUUGUUUUUUUAACGUUUAAAUUUGGUUAAAUUUGCAUACUUUGAGUGCUAAUAAUGAGUUUGGAGGUUCCUUGUUUUGAAGGAUUCAUAGUGAUUUGUGUAUCUGUGGUCCAUUACGAAAUUCGAUUGGAUUUUUUUAUUUAAUAAACUUCUAUA
Messenger RNA from Cylas formicarius (sweet potato weevil), 8166 nucleotides. Its product is annotated as neural-cadherin-like. Gene Ontology annotation, biological process: homophilic cell-cell adhesion. Bases 67 to 5208 code for a protein of 1713 amino acids. Gene Ontology annotation, cellular component: catenin complex; plasma membrane. The transcript has 20 exons. The record is from RefSeq and is a predicted model, not a curated record. Lineage: Eukaryota; Metazoa; Arthropoda; Insecta; Coleoptera; Brentidae. Gene Ontology annotation, molecular function: calcium ion binding; cadherin binding.